AUGUGAGAUCAGAUAUGGAAGGUUUAAUCCAAGGAGCUGAAGAUGGAAAACCAAUGUCUCCAACCGUUAGAACUGAAGACUCCGAGUUUCAGACUAUGGAAGGUUUAAUCAAAGGAGCUGAAGAUGGAAACCCCAUGUCUCCAACUGUUAGAACUGAAGAAUCCGAGUUUAAGACUCCAACUGCCGCUGAGUCGCAGACUGAAAUGGAAACUCCAUCAAUAUUCCUGAACACUCCAAGUGCGGUGUACUCGCAACCAGAAAAUGCACCUACAUCUAUGAACAUAGAUGAGGAAGAGGAUCCAGAUAACGUACAAGUACCUAAACUUGUUAAGAGAAAGAAAAAUGUUCCCCUCAAGUUACUGUCACCCUUCUUAACUCAGUAUUCACACCUACUGGUUGGGGAAGAACAGUUGAAUCAAAAGGAAAAGGACAUGCGAUGCGUACUGGAUUAUGCCUUUGGAAAGGGAAGCCCAACUCAGGUGUUGUACACUGAUGAUUGGAAUAUAGUUACCAGAGAAGAGUUUCAAACCCUAGCUCCCAAUGUGUGGGUGAUGAAUAAUGUUAUUGACACUUUUGCAAGAAUACUGAAUGAUGAUCCAGAUCAAAGUGUCAAGAGUAACUUGAAGUUCUAUUUCUCUACAAUCCCUUUCAAUAUGCUCUGCCAGAAUGAACCGUAUGGUGGAUCACAGGAUAGUCAAGCAACCGAAAGCAAACGCUUAGAAAAUUUUAUUUUAAGUGUACGCCAUGAGUAUGAAACUGCUGGUGUGAAGUCUUUGAAGGGAUUCCAUCUGUUGUUCUUUCCAGUCUGGUCUGGUGAUCAUUUUUAUCUCAUUGUAAUCAACCAAAAGGCGAAGAAGGUGGAGAUCAUUGACAAUCUCUCCUUACCUGAAGGAAUUACAUAUGAUGAUAAAUAUAAAACAUUUGCAGAAAGAACUGUAAUUUGA
Spinacia oleracea (spinach) is the source of this 944-nucleotide messenger RNA. RefSeq lists its product as uncharacterized. The transcript has 8 exons. The record is from RefSeq and is a predicted model, not a curated record. The coding region runs from base 15 to 944 and encodes 309 amino acids. Lineage: Eukaryota; Viridiplantae; Streptophyta; Magnoliopsida; Caryophyllales; Amaranthaceae. Gene Ontology annotation, molecular function: cysteine-type peptidase activity. Gene Ontology annotation, biological process: proteolysis.